This is a messenger RNA of Vespula pensylvanica (western yellowjacket), 4475 nucleotides long. RefSeq names its product thyrotropin-releasing hormone receptor-like. Gene Ontology annotation, cellular component: plasma membrane. Bases 587 to 2014 code for a protein of 475 amino acids. The transcript is spliced from 4 exons. The record is from RefSeq and is a predicted model, not a curated record. Gene Ontology annotation, biological process: G protein-coupled receptor signaling pathway. Gene Ontology annotation, molecular function: G protein-coupled receptor activity. Lineage: Eukaryota; Metazoa; Arthropoda; Insecta; Hymenoptera; Vespidae.
CAUAUAUAUCACGGUUCUUCCACAAUCCUUAGAUUUAUUUAAACGUCUAUUAUUUUCACCAUAAAUAAGCCGCUUUUCACAUUUCAUUUCCAUUGCGUCAUCAGCUCAUUCGGUAAUUCUGAGAAAGUAUUUAUAUCGACCAUUUACGUUAGCGAGCAACUAUGAAUGAACGAGGGCCUAACUUACCGUAAACAUUGUGCUUACUAUAGUAUUACAAAAUUAGAAAGAAAAUUCGAAGAUCCUUGAAAAAGGAAAGACUAUAUAUCGAAUAAAUCAUUAAUCGUUGUGACCAACGAAGAACAACUAAAGAAUAUUUGUAAGUGAACAUAUCGAAAAAAACAUAAUAAGGAAGAAUCAGAAAUUCGAAGAACGUAGCUAACAGUGAAAGAAGCAAUCUGCACAUCAUCCUGAAUCAAUAAAACGACAAGUGAAGAAAAUCGUUCGCCUCGCAAAGUAUUCUUACAAACCUUGUCACGAGGUGACUUCGAGUAAAGUCGUUUAAAAUCGUGUGCUAUUUACUUUUGAAUAAAAUUGAUUCGUUGAUAUACGAUUAGGAAAUAUUUGUCAUACAAUAAGUAUACACAUCAUGUUUUGGAGAACGUCUAAUGUGGCAACGAACUCAAAGUGUAUUCAAAUAUCAGCUACGAUCAGUGCUUUACCACGUGUAAGAAGAUCAGCAAGUUCUAUUGUUACUUGGACGAACGUAACAAACGCGUACGUUCACAGAAACGUCAGUUUCGAGAUAUCGCCUGAAUUGGAAGAAGAAUCCUUGGAAGCUUGUAGUUCGGUGUACUUUCUGCUUGAAUUGUUCCACAUGUACUACAUUCCGGCCAUUAUCCUUUUGGGACUGGUUGGAAAUCUUUUGUCAUGCGUCGUCUUUCUGAAUACCCAUCUAAAAAUGCGAAGCUCGAGUUAUUAUUUAGCUGCAUUGGCCACGGCUGAUUUUGGAUUUUUGGUCUCCCUUCUUCUGGUUUGGCUCAAUAACACCGUUGGAUGGAUGGUAUUUAACAAAGACGGCUGGUGCGAGACCUUGGUCUACGUCAGUGCUGUUUGUAGCUCUCUCAGCGUUUGGCUGAUCGUCGCCUUCACCGUAGAAAGAUUCAUAGCCGUGCAAUACCCAUUGCAUCGACCUCACAUGUGUACGAUAGCACGGGCAAAGGCUAUCGUCUUGAUAUUAGUUAUACUUGCUCUCGCAAGUCAUUCUUACGCUUUUGUUACCGCCGGCGUCGUGAAGGUUCACGAUGGUUAUGAAUUAUGCGAUCUCAAGAUAGAAUAUCUUGAGACUAUGAGGAUCAUCAGUAUCAUCGAUAGCAUAGCCAGUUUGAUAGCACCUCUUGUACUUAUCAUUAUUAUGAAUACAAUGAUAAUGAGAAAUCUUCUUAGAUUCACUAGAAGAUUCAAACAAGCACCGAGCGUAUCCACCACCUGUCCAAGCAGAGAGAGAUCCGAAAUUAAUCUAAACCAAAUUCCGAGUGCUAGUAGCAGUCACAAUGGUGCCGGAGGUAUUAAUAUGGGUACCAUCAUUGGAGGACGUAGGCCACCCUCUCAACAAUCUUUUCAUUCUUCGAAGACCAACCAUUCUCAAAAUUCAAGGCAUCAGCCUACAUCGAUCGCAGUACCACCAUCUACACCAAGAAAUGCUUGCCAACUACCCGAAAUAGCGGCUCGAUGUAUACAUGUACGAUCAUCUUCACGGAAUCUCGUAUCAACUAGAAAUCAACAGAGUAUUACAAAAAUGCUCUUAUUGAUUAGUACUGUUUUUAUUAUUCUCAAUUCUCCGAGCUACGUGAUACGCUUAUGUGUCUUUUUCUUCACUCUUGCACGAAGAGAUACACCCGCUCUGCUCUGGUGUCUUCAACAGUUCUUCAUGCUUCUUUACUACACUAACUUCAGUAUCAAUUUUCUUCUUUACGCCAUGUGUGGUAUCACGUUUCGACGCUGUCUGGAACAACUGUUGCGUAAAGUUUUAAAAAGCAUGACCAGGUAUCAUUGUAAUCCUCAAAGAUACAUAUAGCUAUUCCGUCAUCAUCGAUCUGGAAGAAGUCGGACAGAAACAAUCAUUAUGAUGAACGUUAGAGAACCGGCUAAUUCAUAGAUGAUAGUUGAAAUGAGAUCAUCAACGCCCUAAUCAGGGUAACAUCUACAAAUUUGCUCAAUUUAUCAAAGACUGAAAAAGAAGAAUAAAAUGUUUGACCAUAAUUCAUAAUCAAUAUCAAAACCUCUCGAUGGUUUCUUGAGUUUAUUGACGCUCCACAAAUGGAUAGCCAUGACAACUGCAGAAAUAAUAGACAUUAAUGAAAUUAUUUCUAUCGUAACGUUCAAUAUCCAACGUCUAUUCACGGUUCAAAUUAAUGUCGAGGGACACAUCUGGUACUUGAAUUGCAAUGUCAUUGAUAUGGGAUAUCAGGGGUGUUGUCGAGUGGUAACAGGGUAGUGAUAUGCGCAACAUUAUUACUAUCUCUGUGUACAUGCUGAUCGAUAGUUACUUAAAGAUAAAGCUACUCGUCUCGUUGCAACGGCUUAUGAUAAACAAGAUUAUUUGAGUAUACUUUAUAAGAUUAUAUGGAAUAUAGAUGAAAUAUACACAGCGAGGACAUUAAUAAUCAUGAUAACAUUGAAUCUCGCAGAACUCUGUUUUUAAUUUUAUUUUAACGUUAAUAUCCCUCGAUGAUGUAUCCCUCGAUUGUCAAGGCUAAAACAAUAUUUUAUAUCGAAACAUUAUUUAUUUAUACUUACAUUAUACCAUUACUCUGUAUCAAUAUAUUAUACGUAAUAAUUGUAUUCGAAUCGAGAAAAAUAUUCUUCACGAAUGUAUCGUUAUCUAAACAUCAUAUCCAAAGCUUAUUGUUAGCAAAAGGAAAUAAGAAGAGAUUAACAUCAUUUUUUUCAACAUUAUUGCCAACUUUUACGUAGAUACGACGAUGAAGAUAUGAAAUUUAUAGGCGACAUCUGAAAGUCCAGAAUUUUGUGUUGCACUUAAAACGUAGGGGAUAUAGCGUUUGAUAGGCCGUAUAAAAUUUUAUUAAACCUCUUCGAAAUUUGUUAUUACACGUAUCCCACGAUGAUUUUAAUUGAUAUAGGAAUUCUUCUAAAAAUAAAAAAGAGAAGUGAUAAACUUACUUUUCUCAUUUUUUUCAUCGCUUUUGCACAGUAUUUGUUUAAACUAGGUAAAUUAUACUCACGUGAAAGUUGGCUAAAUAUUGGUGGUCUCUACUGAUGUUAAUUAAUUUCGCAAAAUCAUAAUUAUGAAGUUAACGAUUAAAUCAUGAAUAUGAAAAAAAGAAACAAAACUUAAUUUAUAAUAUUCACGUUUGAAUUUUUAAUUGAGCAAUUAUUAUCUCAACAGUUCUACUUUCCUUCGAAAGCUUUUAAUAUAUGCAUUUAAUAAAUGCAUACCAAUAUUUGUACAAGCAUGAAUCCUUCUAAAGCAUAUAAUCUGCAAAAAUAUUUAAUGUUUACCAUUAUUAAAAAAAGAACGCUAAUAUUAAAAGGCAAAGUAAAUAAUAUCGUGAGAAAUAAUGGAAGUGAAAUAAUCACGUACCUGUUCUGACAUCCUCGAAUCGAGAAAAAAAUGCGUAUCGUUUUUAUCAAUAAUUGAAAACAACAAACAAAGACAACGUUUUGACUUAUUAAAUGUUUCUAUGUGAUGUAAUACGUAGGAUUCCUCGCAAAUACUGUGUAAAUAGGUUUAUCUUAAAUAUUAUAAAAUAAAUCUAUCUAAUCCAUUCCUGUAAAUGUGUACAUAUAAAAAACGAUAUAUAUGUAUAAAUAAAAAAAUCUAAUGGGAUCGAUUUACAGAUUUACGUACAGUCGAUAGAAUUUUUAUAUAUUCAUAGGACGCACAUAAUGCUAUUAUAUAAUUAUUUAUUAUAUUAACAAUUAAUUUAUUAAAUUAAAAUGUGGUAUAUCUGACGAGUAUAUGAUUUAAUAUUUUGUUAAAGAAAAAUAAUAUAUCUACUUUUUAAUACCUGGAACAUAUAAAUUAACACAUGAACAUGAAGAUAUAUAUUUUACGUACUAAUAUUUUAUGUAAAUCGAUUUCAAUAAAAAUAUAAACUACAUCUUAAAUGUCAGAAAGUGUAAUAGCAGCUUCUUAUUGAUAAAAGAAUCCAAUCAGAAGUAUCAUUUUACUGUCGUAUCUAUUUACAUAGUAUGUACAUGUGUAUGCAAAAUAAUUCUAGUAAGAAAAUUUGCUUGAUUCUUAUAAUAAAAUUAUUAUAUACAUUUGCAAAUUAAAAGAAUUUACUGGAUAUAAGCUGUACGAUAUAGUACAACACUGCUUCUUUUAUUUAUUUUCUUAUAGUUAUUUCUAUAAGUUAUUCUUUAAGUUACCUUAUAAUGUGAAUACGAAAACACACAUACGUAUACAACUAAAUAAAUUGUAUACCUCGAUUAACCUUAAAGAUGUACAUUUUAUAUACUUUUUUUUUUCAUUAAUUUAUUAUUUAUUUGUAUAAAUAAAUUAAUGUUAUUUU